AUGAUUUCAAAAGUCCUACCUCGCAUCCAGCCGGAUCUACUGCAUGUCUACCUCGCCUGGACAGAUAUAUGGCUGUUAACCUCAAAUGGCGACCUCAAAUAUCAAGAUCAAGACAUUCUCAGUCUCGAAGAACUGGGUAUUCUAUUCAACGAAGAGAACAUCCACCAUCUGAUAGACCACGAUCAACUCGUCCAAGCAGUCACUUCAUUCAAAGUUCAUAUUGAAAAUAGAAGAGUCACGUUCGGCGGUACGAGCCCUCCCUCAUGCGGCGAGACGGAUCUCCUUUCUGAGAGCUACAACCCGCAGUCCAAUUGUAACUGCGAGAAAUCGCCACCAAAUAAACCAAAACCUACCUGUGUUGCAUUGCACAACAUGGCAGACGCAAUGCAACGAGUCAUUCAGCGACCAAACGAAUGGAAAAGCGACCUCUUCACAGCCGCGAAGCUUCAAGAUGCUGUGACUGAAUUGAUUCUGGCAAACACCGACAUUCAACCUACUCCUGAGACUUGCCAGCCCGAAUGCACCAUUACCCCGACUAUCAUAGCCCCAGAUAGACGUCCCAACAAGGGCGUUGAUGGAAAUACAAUUAUUACAAACCAGCUCUACCCUACAUCAGAGCAGAUCAAACUCUGCAGCGAUGCAAAGUAUUUCGGUGUCAUUGCUUGCGGCGCUGGACGCUGCGACGAAGGCCUCGCACGCGCCAUCGCAGACUCGUGCAAUGACAUCUUGAUCGGCGAUUACUGUGAGGCUGCCGAUGCCAAGGGAUUGAAAAUGCUUCAGCAGACCGGUGCGGCGGCAAUGUCAUUUUUGAAGUUGUGUAAUCUGGCCGGGCGUGUCUCUGACUGGCAAUUUGAUAAUCUGGCUGCUUAUAUGAUUCAAUGUCGUGUUCUUGGGUAUUUCCGUGAUCACUCGCGGCCGUUUUUGCCUGAUGGUAUCUACGGGAGUCGGAUGACGGGACUUGGUGUUCAUCGCCACAUCGAUAUUGCCGCCUUUCAUGGGAUUAUGACUGCAUCACUGGCGACUGGGUGCCAUAUUAGUGAGAAGCAGUUUAUGAAGAUUGUUGACGCGACUGUCUAUAUUAAUGAUUUUGUCGACUUCCGUGGUGACAUCCUGCGAAAACAGCGCGAGAACGUUAUACUCCGUGGAGUCCGUGGAAAUCUUUGUCGAUUUCUUGAUUCCGUAAUUGGGGAGUGUCUUGAUUCGGCAAUUGAGGUUAUUGAGGCUUCGGAGACUGGGGCUUUGGUUGUGAUGGGGUAUUGCAACUGGGCUAUUCUCGGAUCCCAUCAUAAGGUUUAUGAGAUACUGGAUGGCGUGCAACCUGUUACGCAGUAUCCUGCAUGCGAGCAUUCUUCUCAAGCUGAGAAGUAUGAGCGUUUGUUGGAGGCGUUAAGGCCGUAUGGAACUUUGGGAAGCAACGGACCGAAGGUUUCGAAGAGGAGGGUAGAGAUGGAUAAGAUUUACAGUGCUUGUCGGUUCAAUCCCCAAGCAAAUAUGGCUUGGCUAGCGGAUGCAACUAGGAGCUUUUUGGAGCCUACGGUAUUGAGGAGAAUUGUAGAUGUGGUGCAUUUUGAAUGGCGAGGUGAUUUGGGUGCUGUUAACUAUUGUCCUUAA
Penicillium taxi is the source of this 1611-nucleotide messenger RNA. RefSeq lists its product as uncharacterized. Lineage: Eukaryota; Fungi; Ascomycota; Eurotiomycetes; Eurotiales; Aspergillaceae. The record is from RefSeq and is a predicted model, not a curated record. The transcript has a single exon. Bases 1 to 1611 code for a protein of 536 amino acids.